CUAUGUAGACUUAUCGGUGACGUAUCUAGACAUUUUCCUACAGAAUUGCUCUAUUUCCUGGUCACUUGGCCCAUUCCGGUAUAUCUCUUCGAACCUACAGCCUUGUUCCUUCCGCUAUCUUUUCUCUUCUUUCCUGAUCUCUUUUUCGGAGCUCCUUGGCGUUGUUCGGGUCUUCUGACGUGUUAAUGCUGCUCUCGCCUCGUAGUUGAGCUUCCGGAGAGCUCCAAUGAGCACGCUCAAGGGCGGAUGGUCCACGUCUACGAGGACCGUGAGCCGUCUGAAAAACUUAUACAUCAUGCACUUGAAAAGCCCCGUGGUUAUUGAUUACCUGUGGAAUGCUUCUGCUGAGUUUGUGGUCCGCAGUUCCUCAAGCCCCCAUUUGCACCACACAUCUUUGAAGAAUCCUCGCAACCAUGUCUCUUGGAAGUAGCGCAGAAAAUCUUGGCAUUUUCCAUAAGCGGCGUGGUCCGUGGGGACGGGGGGAGUUUGGGGAGCCCUCACCCGUUGCAGCAGUGGUCGGGGAAGAAAUAUCACCCCUUUCACUAUUUCCCACCACUCUGUGGGUGGCUCCUCCCUUUCCAGUCCAUGGAUGUAUCGUCUCAGCCCCAAAGAAUCUCUUUUGCGAUUUAA
Molecule: messenger RNA, 630 nt
Organism: Haemonchus placei
Lineage: Eukaryota; Metazoa; Nematoda; Chromadorea; Rhabditida; Trichostrongylidae
Source: the annotation of a GenBank genome assembly